GGCGAACGUCCGACAGCGACGUCGUCCGGAGUGUCCGAGACGAGCGCGAGCAAACGGAGAUAGUCCUGACCUGAGAUUUACGUCCUUGAAAGCCGUCUACGAGCACGCGAAGCACGACUUCGGUCGCUCAGCAUUCCUCGGGGAUCUCGCGCGAACGGGGACUUUCAUGUCAAACGACGACACUCUCUCAGUUCCGACGGGUUAGUGGCAUGACAGCCGAUAAAACGUAGCUGAACGGCCUGAACGUAGCUGCUGUUGACAGACCGCCCGCCAUCUUUCCGGCGUGGUUCCGCGCACGCGCGGGAUACGCGGCGCGAAUCUCGAAUCUCGACGCGUCGUUUUAAUUCAAAUUCUGCGGAAUUGCCGACUGCAAAGUUUCCAGCUGUGUAACGUUCGUCAUCGUUAAUUAACUUUUUCCUCCUUCCAUAUAUUAAACAAGAUUAAUUAUUGAAAGAUUAAUUAUUCUAUCUACAAAAUAAUAAAAUCUAGUACAGGGUAUCGAUCGAUGAAUAUAUCAUAAAUAAUCGAUUAAUUAAUCGAAGUCGGAGUGGCCGCGAGCCGCGACACUCGCCGAGGGGGCGCUGCCGCACGAGGAAUCUUUCACGCGACUGCCGCGCAUCGCGAUACCCCGGCCGGAAUAUUCCGGAUACUCGUCGGCGACGUCGGCAUCGAGGACGGCGAGGACUGCCGAGGACGAUCGAGAAGAUCGCCCGCAACGCGAACAGGACCGGGACCGAGGAGUGGAGAGUGGACGCGUCCGCAUGAUCGUCGCCUGGACCGCGCGUUCCCUCGUGCUCUCGCAGCCUCGUGGUGUCCUACGUCGGUGAGAGAGAGAGUGAGAGAUUCGUCGUCCUAUCCAGGUCUCCUCGUCGCGAUCCCGGUGGUGCUGGGUGUCACGUCGUGACCGUCCGCGGCUAACGAUUCCCGGUCGUAGGAAUGACCGCCUCGAGCGGCGUGGCCGGCAGCAGCCCGCUGCCGAAGUGGCAGCUCGCGCUCGUGGUCGGGGCGCCGGUCGCCCUUGGCCUCGGCUACAUGUACUACAGGAACAGGCACAGCGGCAGCGGCAAGGUCGACGAGCCGGAACGCGACAGGUUCAGGAGCGGCGCGGCCAAGGAGAACGGCGCGCCCGCCGACAAGCAGAUCUCCAUCGACGGCGAUUGCCUACCCAAAGUGCCUUCACCCGCGGCCGAGCCGGAGACUCCUUUACAAAAGGCGCAGAAGUAUAAGAAUGAAGGAAAUGUACAUUUCAAAACGGGAAAAUAUGACGAGGCUAUUGCUCGAUAUAAUAAAGCAAUCGACGUUUGUCCAAAAGAAAACGUGGAGGAUCUCGCGACUUUUUAUCAAAAUAGAGCGGCUGCGUAUGAGCAAUUGAAAAAAUAUAGUGCUGUAAAAGCAGACUGUACAAAAGCGUUAGAAUUAAAUCCAAGAUAUGCAAAAGCUUUGCUACGUCGGGCGCGUGCUUUAGAGCAGAUAGGAGACUUGGAAGCUGCCUUGGAAGACGUGACUACCGCAUGUAUUUACGAAGGCUUUUCUAAUCAGACUUCCCUUUCAUUGGCAGAUAAGGUCUUGGAAAAACUUGGGAAACAACACGCCCAGGAAAAUUUGGCAAACAAAAAGUUUAUAAUGCCAAGCAAGCAUUUCAUCAAAACUUACAUUAUGUCUUUUCCCAAGGAUCCAGUGUUUUCUAGACUUCAGCAUCCGGAAAAUAUUCCAGAAUUUUUCAAAAAACCAUUACAAGCGUUGAAAGACACGGAAUACGAUGACAUAAUACCGCUGUGCACGGAAAUCAUUAAAAACCCCGAAUUUGACACGUUACCUUCAUCUAAACUAGAGGUGCUAUUAUUACGAGCUACGUUUCACUUACUUUUGGGCGAACACGAUGCUGCAAUCCAAGAUUUUGAAACGAUAUUGAGCAGCGAAGAUGCGUCCGAUGACGUGAAGAUAAACGCCCUGAUAAAGAGAGCGACAUUAUACAUGCAACUCGAUAAUCCCGAAAUGACUUUUAAAGACUUUGAUUUAGCCAUUAGUAUGAAUUCAACUUGUAGCGAUAUCUAUCAUCAUAGAGGACAGGUAAAUUUACUCAUGAACAGAAUAGACGAAGCUAAGCUCGAUUUUGAAAUGGUCGUUGAAUACAAUCCAAACUUUGGCAUAGCAUAUGUGCAAAAAUGUUACACGGAUUAUCGUUUUGCGAUGUUCAAUAGAGAUGUAGGAUUAGCCGAAUCGGCUGUGAGAGACUUUGAGAGAGCUUUCGAGAAGUACCCAGAUCCUCCUGAAUGUAUAUACUGUUAUAUAUUGUAUGCUCAGAUGAUGUCCGAAACUCAACAAUACCAGAAGGCUGAUACUUAUUUUGCUAAAGCAAUAGAGAAAGAUCCGGAGAACGCAACUGUCUAUGUGCACAGAGGUUUACUGCAAUUGCAAUGGAAUGGUAAUGUUGAUAAAGCUGUGGAAUACAUUUACAAAGCGAUAGAAUUGGACGAGAAAUGCGAGCUUGCAUAUGAAUCACUAGCAAGUAUCGAAGUACAAAGAGGAAAUAUAGAGGAAGCAAUAAUAUUAUUUGACAGGGCUUUGGUAUUAUGUCGUACAUUCAUGGAACUGACACACAUAUACAGCUUGAGAGACGCUGCGAAAACACAACUUAAUAUAAAGAAUCGAUUAGGUAUGGACGUCAUUCGGUCGUCCUCUCGAUUCAUCCCGAAUUCCAUGUUCUAAAUUAUUAAGAAAUUAAAAAUAAAAGACCACUGUUACUAAA
Messenger RNA from Temnothorax curvispinosus, 2749 nucleotides. RefSeq names its product mitochondrial import receptor subunit TOM70 (gene Tom70). The transcript has 8 exons. The record is from RefSeq and is a predicted model, not a curated record. Bases 937 to 2709 code for a protein of 590 amino acids. Gene Ontology annotation, molecular function: protein binding. NCBI's taxonomy places the organism in Eukaryota, Metazoa, Arthropoda, Insecta, Hymenoptera, Formicidae.